Messenger RNA from Cotesia congregata, 1055 nucleotides. Lineage: Eukaryota; Metazoa; Arthropoda; Insecta; Hymenoptera; Braconidae. The record is from the annotation of a GenBank genome assembly.
UAUUAAUUAAAAGAAAAAACAAUAAAUAUGAUAACAGAUGAAGAAAUAUACAUACACAUGUAAAAGACUUAAAUUCAUAUGUUUUAUAUGUAAUAAGUAUAUAUUUUGUUAGUUUUAAAAUGUUUAUCCAACUGUCAAAUAUUUAUAGUAUAUUUAUAAUUAUAAAUUUAUUUAGCCGUAUUGAAUAUUUAAUUGCAAAAAAGGACAAUUAUAGCAGUAAUAACAAAAAUGAAUUAACUAUUUCUAACCGGAUUGUUGGUGGCUAUGCAGUUAAGAUUAGUAAAUUACCUUUUAUGGUUUCAAUGCAAUGGAGGCAUGAUUCCGAACAUUUCUGUGGCGGUAGUUAUAUUAGACCUACAUUUGUAUUGACCGCCGCUCAUUGUCUUUGUCUCAGGACUCCUCGUGGUACCUGGACGGUCAUGAACCCUUGGCUUUUUGUAGUCGUAGGAGGUAGUGCUAAUCUUAAAUUUGCCCCCACAUGGCAAGUCCAGAAUAUUUAUAGGUUUAUACCGCAUCAAGGAUUUCAUUUUCGGACAAUGAUUAAUGAUAUUGGUCUUAUACAGCUAGUCAAACCAUUUCAUAUAACUAAUUACGUUCGUUUCAUAAAACUUCCCCGGGCAAGAAUUGAUCUUCGUGAAAAUCAUCUUUGUUCCACAAUGGGAUGGGGAGACACUAAAAUGAUCAAUGCGCCCAAGAUACUGAGAGAAGUAUGGCUACCAUUAAUGGCGAAUGAAGAGUGUGAGAAAUAUCUAGGAGGUGAAUUGCCAAUGCAACAAAUGUGUGCAGGGAAAAAAGAGGGUGGCGUUGACGCCUGUCAAGGUGACAGCGGUGGCCCACUUAUUUGCGAUAAUAUCCAAGUGGGUAUCGUAUCUUGGGGAUAUGGAUGUGCUGAACGUCACUCACCAGGAGUUUAUACUAGAGUUGAUCGUUAUUUACCUUGGAUCUACCGUGCUAUACUCAGAAAUUAUUCAUCGACUACUUUCUACAACCAUUACCUCCUCCUUAUCAUUGUCAUCAUAAUAAUCAUCUCUUCAUCAACCUUCAACUGACAAAAA